CCCAUCAUUGACUCAUCCAAGACACAUCUCACACAUUCUCGACUGGUCAUCCAAGUCCUCAUCUCACAGUUCAGACGAUACUUCAGUUGACAUCCCACUUACACCCAUCUCACACAAAAUCUCGAAGCGUACAACCACCACCACCACCCAAAACACAUACACACACACCAAACACAUAAAACCCACCAAGAUGCCUUCCCAAAUCUUCGUCACCGAGCCUCACCCCACCGUGGCACCAAACACCUACAUCUACUCCGGCCGCGGCGGCUUCGGCAACAUCCGCAAGGCGCCCCAGGUCCUCACCCCGGCCACCGGCAUCACCACGCCCCUCAAGCCCACCGGCAACGGAGACGCAACCCGCCGCUUCUACUCUGGCAUCGGCGGCGCCGGCAACCGCCACGAGGCCUCUGAGCGCCUCGUCCGCACCUUUGACGAGGACUUUGACCGCCAGGAGGUUCGCGACCGCGCCGCCGUCGGUCACGUCGGUAUCGGCGGCGCCGGCAACGUCACCCGCCGCGUCUCGGACGCUUCCUCCGUCCACAGCGGCGCUUCGGAUGAGUCUGCGUCAACUUCUUCGCUCAAGUCUCUCAAGAACCGCGGCGGCAACUUCUGGCGCCGGGUCACCAAGGCUAACUGAGCCGUCUCUGCACACCUCUUUUCUUUUUCAUAAUCACAACGGCACGGCGUUUUACGGAAACCAAAGAAAAAGCACACACGGGAAUGAGUUAUCAAGGACAUAGCGGAAGCGGCCUCGGAAUGGCUUGUAUUUUCUGGGGAAUGGCAUGAGAGCGAGCGCGGCGGGACACAAUACCCCCAGAUACACCCAUCUGGUUGUUCAGCAAAGUAGUACUUGGAGGGACCAUUUAUUGGUUUCCUCUUGAAUAUCAAUUGUUUCACACUUCAUUAAUGACUUCAACUACGC
Colletotrichum godetiae is the source of this 922-nucleotide messenger RNA. RefSeq lists its product as uncharacterized. The record is from RefSeq and is a predicted model, not a curated record. The coding region runs from base 191 to 637 and encodes 148 amino acids. The transcript has a single exon. Lineage: Eukaryota; Fungi; Ascomycota; Sordariomycetes; Glomerellales; Glomerellaceae.